Molecule: messenger RNA, 1787 nt
Organism: Erigeron canadensis
Lineage: Eukaryota; Viridiplantae; Streptophyta; Magnoliopsida; Asterales; Asteraceae
Product: berberine bridge enzyme-like 27
Exons: 1
Coding region: 85-1677 (530 amino acids)
Molecular function (GO): FAD binding; oxidoreductase activity
Source: RefSeq, a predicted model, not a curated record
CUUUCAUAGCAUGUUUAAAGAAGAUAACCUGUAAAGGCAUGAUGAUAUGAGAGCAAAACAAACCAGAAAAGAAAGACAAAAAAAAUGAAAUUCUUCACAAGUAAAUUUGUACUAUCAUUUAUCCUAACUCUUUCUAUUAGUUUUUUCAUACCAACAAGCACUACUAGUGACUUUUUUGAUUGCAUCUCUCAAAGUAUUUCAACAAACUCAUCAAACAUUGUUUUCACUCCUAAUGAAUCAUUAUACACAACUAUCCUUCAAUCUACAAUCCAAAACCUAAGGUUUAACUCAACCACAACUCCAAAACCAUUAGCAAUAAUCACACCUUUGACAUAUUCCCAUGUUCAAGCCACUAUUAUAUGCAGCGUAGAAUUCGGACACCAAAUCCGAAUCCGAAGUGGUGGUCAUGACUAUGAAGGGCUUUCCUACACCUCUUUUGAUCAAACUACUUUCAUCCUUCUUGAUGUUAACCAAUUUCGGUCAGUUAAGGUUGAUUUAGAAGCUAAAACUGCAUGGGUCGAAUCCGGGGCAACUCUUGGUGAACUUUCUUAUUGGGUGUCUAAGGAAAGUAAUAAUAGUCUUGGGUUCCCAACAGGGGAAUGCACUUCUGUGGGUGUUGGUGGGCAACUAAGUGGAGGAGGUUUUGGCACAAUGGCUAGGAAAUACGGUUUAUCGUCUGACAACGUAAUCGAUGCACUUUUAGUUGAUGUGAAUGGAAGGAUUAUGGAUAGGGAUACAAUGGGUGAAGAUUUGUUUUGGGCAAUUAGAGGAGGAGGGGGUGGUAGUUUUGGUGUUGUGUUAUCUUGGAAGAUUAAUCUUGUUUAUGUUCCACCAAUUGUUACAGUUUUUAGUCUUCCUAAAAAGCUAGACAAAUUUGCUACUCAAUUGGUUAACAAGUGGCAAUAUAUUGGAAACAAUAUUACAAAUGAUUUGUUCAUGAACUUGCUAAUAAGUCCACUUCAACAAAAUGGUACAAUGCUAGUGACAAUUAAUGGGCUUUUUUUGGGGAGGGCUAAUGAGCUUAUAGCUAUAAUGGAUGAUGAAUUUCCUGAAUUAGGAUUACAAGUAGAUAAUUGUACGGAGAUGAGUUAUAUAGAAUCGGUAGUGUAUUAUUCGGUUUACUUAAGAGGACAAAGUGUUGAAACACUCGUAGAAAGAAGACCAUGGCCUAAAAACUACUACAAGUUUAAAUCAGACUAUGUAGAGAGACCGAUUCCAGAAGAAUCGCUUGAAGAGCUAUGGAAAUGGUGUUUAGAAGAAAAUUUGAUUCUAGCAAUGGAGCCACAAGGUGGAAAGAUGAGCGAGAUUGAUGAAACCGCUAUUCCUUACCCACAUAGGAAAGGAAAUUUGUAUAUCAUACAAUAUAUCAUGAGAUGGGAUGAUGAAGGAUUCAACACAACCGAAAACCAUGUUGCUUCUAUAAGAAGGGUAUAUGAAAAAAUGACACCAUUUGUGUCCAAGAACCCAAGGGGAGCUUAUGUGAACUUUAGGGAUUUGGAUUUGGGUACAGAUGGUGAUACAUGUAGCACAAGUUAUGUCAAAGCAAUGGAGUGGGGAAACAAGUAUUUUAAGAGCAAUUUUAAGAGGUUGGCAAUGGUGAAAGGUGAAAUCGAUCCAACAAAUUUCUUCUGUAAUGAACAAAGCAUCCCACCACUAGUUUUGUCACAGUCGUUUUAAGUUAAUUUUUACCGUAGAUUAAAUUUGAUGAAUGUGCCUCGAAAAAUAAAUGAAUGUAAUAAGUCUAAUAAUGUGGAAAUAAAACCAUUGAUUGGUUUUAAGUUUAAUCA